Molecule: messenger RNA, 1727 nt
Organism: Amphibalanus amphitrite
Lineage: Eukaryota; Metazoa; Arthropoda; Thecostraca; Balanomorpha; Balanidae
Product: cathepsin D-like
Exons: 4
Coding region: 322-1590 (422 amino acids)
Biological process (GO): proteolysis
Molecular function (GO): aspartic-type endopeptidase activity
Source: RefSeq, a predicted model, not a curated record
ACACACGAGCCUGGUAUGAGUACAAAAUGAUAACAACUACAGGGACUGAUGCUCAUCGAUACGGGCCAAUCUGAAUGAGAUCGGUUAUUUAAAGAGCUUAAAAUUUUCUUCUUCAGUCUUCCAAUCGAUUUGACGUCAUCUUUAUUUCACGUGCUGCGUGGUAUUUACGCCAUUUGUGCUUGACGUGGUGCGUGGUAUUUACGCCAUUCAUUCACAUCUUUGUGAAACGAAGUCCUCACGCUGUGCCUAGUUUGAAUUGAAGUGCCCUAUUCAAUUGCGUCACAAGGCUGUCGUUGACGUCGCCGAUAAGAGACGUUUAAGAUGGCGGGGCUCAGCAUCGGCGACUAUCAGUGUGCAUCUGGUGCUCUUGGAGCGGACUUCGUUUCCGUGAUACUCACUCACGAAUCAGCCGAGAUGCUGCGUCUUGUGUCGAUGCUGGCCUGUCUAGGCGCCCUGGAGGCGGCCGUGGUGGCCGUGCCGCACGUGCAGCUGGACGUGCCGCACGUGCAGCUGGACGUGCCGCACGUGCCGGCCCCCGUGCAGCCCGUGAUCGGCGCCGUGCUGGCGCAGAGGAAGACCGCCGAGCCAGCCACCGUCUCCCUGCCGCUCACCAAGGUGGAUGCAAACGGCCAGCGAUACUUCCUCGGGGAGAUGUCGGUGGGCACGCCCGGCCAGGCCAUGACAGUGACCGUGGACAUCACCGGCCCGCUCUCGUACGUGCCCUCCGUCAACUGCAGCGACCCGUUCUGCACGAGCCACAAGCGAUACGACUCGGCCGCCUCCUCCACCUACGAGGCGGACGGCACUCCGUUCGAGCUGCCGUACGGACAGAACGCCAGCGGCGUGCUCUCCAAGGACGCGAUCAGCGUGGGGGGCGCCACCGUGAGCGGCCAGACGUUCGGAGAGGCCACGGCCGUCUGGAACAGCUACUCGGUGCAGGCGCCCAACGACGGCGUGCUCGGACUGGGCUUCGGCUUCAUCGCCGGCGAGCAGGGCGUGCCGACGAUCGUGGAGUCGAUGGUCGAGCAGGGCCUGAUCGGACAGUGGCUGGCCGGAAUCUGGCUGGGCCGCGACGACGCCGGAGGUGAGCUGACCCUGGGCGGUCUCAACGACGCCCGUCACAGCGGCGAGCUGACCUGGGCGCCCAUCGUGCUCAACCCAGAGGGCUGGGCGGCCUCCGUGGAGAGCCUCACUGUCGGAGAGACCAGCAUCUGCUCGGAGAACUGCUUCGUCACCGCGCUGAGCACCACGCCCUACUUCUUCCUGUCCAUGGAGGCGGCGAAGGCGGUCAACGACGCCCUGGGCGGCUUCGACAUCGGCCAGCCGGGCGUGGCCGGCCUGGACUGCAGCACUCUGUACACGCUGCCCACUCUGCAGGUGAAGGUGGCCGGACGCAUCCUGGAGAUGAGCCCGCUCGAGUACACCUUCAUCUACCCAUUCGGAGGUGGUGUCGAGAUGUGUCUCUCGGGCUUUGUCGGUAUGCCUGACUUUGACGACAAUGUGACCGUGCUGGGCUCCCUCUUCAUGCAGAAGUUCUACACUGCCUACGACAUGCAGAAUAUGCGCGUGGGCUUUGCUGACAGUGCCUGAUACACCACUCUCCGUGUAAUGGAAGGCUGCAAGAGCUCUAUGACGAAAUCUUCAAGUGAUGAUUGUUUAGGAAAGUAGCUUGUGUUGUGGAAUUGAUUUUUGAUCAUUCUUAUCAAAUAAAACGUAUUGCAAAGUCA